Molecule: messenger RNA, 2824 nt
Organism: Cryptotermes secundus
Lineage: Eukaryota; Metazoa; Arthropoda; Insecta; Blattodea; Kalotermitidae
Exons: 5
Coding region: 313-1980 (555 amino acids)
Cellular component (GO): plasma membrane
Source: RefSeq, a predicted model, not a curated record
GGUAGUAUACAGAACUCUGUGGUGAAUCUCACUGAACCGUGUAGAUUCGUUUGACAGUUGAAACGGAGCCGAGACGGCCGAGAAGUUACCAAGCUCUCGGCGAGGACGGAAAAGGAAGCUGUCAGGCAGAGCUGAAAGAAAAACACAGGUUUUGCGGUUUUCACGACGGUAACUACUAAGAUUGUGGUCUUCUGGAUCGUGGUACAGUGUAUCUUGUUGGGAGGAUACCGCUGCUGCGGGCGAACAUAAUGUCUCCAUCUGCAGCGUUGAACCCUGAAGACAGAAGAGCGUCUGUUCCAAGAAACUAUCGACAUGAGGAGCAGUUUCGUCAUUCUGACGCUCGUCUCUUUCUCCUACGCAUCUCCACGUACUGUUUCGCAUGAAGAUAUCCGUGAUGCAAUCUUGUCCUUGGUGAAUAUGUUCCGAGAUACGGGUGACAAAUUGGAGCGUCAUGAGUACCGGGAACGACAGUUGGGUGAGCAGCUGAAGAAGGCUCUGGUUGGUUUGGACAAACGCCAUCGUACUACCGACCACAACUUAGAUGUUAUAUCUAAGGUGGUGAAUCAGUUGGAUGAGCGGCUCUUAAACAUAGAGAAAAUGAUAGCUCAGAGGGAUGAGAGAGAACGUAUCCAACUGCAGAAAACCACAGAUGCCAUGGAGAACAUCCAGAACUCCCUGCAGACAUGGAUGAAGAACAUAGGUGAAAAGAUAGAUACCUUGGAUAAUCAUGAUGGAGGUCAAACUGCAGGACCUGAACUCAGAGCUCGUAUUGAACAUUUAGUGACUAAUGUAGGUCAUCUAGAAGCUUAUAUGCGUAAAGUUAGUGAUAAACCAGAAGAUAGUGAGGCCCUCAAACUGGCUUCUGAAACUAUAGCAAAUUCUGCAGCAAACACAGAACGUGUACUAAGCCACUAUGAAGCUAAAUUGACAGAGCUGCAAGGAAAAACUGGUUCCAUCCAGACACUGAAUUCACAAGACUGGCAUACUGGCUUCUUAAUUACACUUGAAGAACAUCAAAAAAUAUUACAAGAUUUAAAGAAAUUUACAGAGGAAGCAACAAAUCAGCUGAACACAUUACCAAGCCUAACUGAAAUAACGGAGAUAACUAACUCCACUAAUGACUUGUUACAGGAAAUUCGUUAUGAAGUGCUUGCAGGGACUGAUAAAGGAAUUGCCAAACUGGAAUCAAAGCUGUCUGAAGCACAGUCUGUGCUAGGCCAUGGACAAGAGGAGAUACUUAAAACUGUUACAGACACUGGUGUAAUUGCAGAGGGAGUAUAUGGAGAUAUAUCACGAAGUUAUGAAGAACUGUUAAAGGAAGUAAGAAGAUCAGGUGAGGUAGAAAGUGUUCUGAUUCAGACUGCAGAUAAUGUAAUGGACACAAAGCGACGGAUUGAGUAUGGUGUCCAUCAGAUCCUUCUAGAAGUUGGUGAUCUGGUCAAACUUCAUGCCAAAGAACUUAAUGCUACAGUGAACCGCCGUUUUGAUAGUCUCUCAUCUACCAUUGUUGACAACCAGACUGGUGCUCUAACAAAUCUGACAUCAAAAAUUGAGACUGAAAUUAGCCAAGUAUGGCGUCAAAUAGGAAUAAUGUACCAGCAGUUGACUGCAUCAGCUGGAGCACUUGACCGACUUCAGCAGCAGACUGAGACUUAUGUAAAUGGUAGUUUGGAGACAAUGGGCAGUAUGGGUGGAAAAGUCAGCCAAAUAACUGGUCUCAUGGCAGAAAUGGACUCCAAUCUCAAUUACCUACUUGGACGUCUCUCUCUGGUCACACAAGAAUUCAAUUCCAUUAAAUCAGAUCUGGGAUCAGCUCUUGAUAAUAUACGCCAUGCUUUUAUCUCUGUUCAGAAAAAAGUUAAAAAGUUUGGGAAGACUGGAAUCAUCCCAAUUCUAGACAGCCUGGAGGCUCCUUCAUCAGUCUUACCAGAAGCAGAUGAAGGGAACCAAGUAUCACCACUCAGUGUGAAGACUCAGUAGUGGUUUGAACUGGAAAUUUCACUGAAAGGAAAUGUCUAAUGUGUUACAUGUUCUUACUAAUUACCGAUAUCAGAAUAUUUUCAUGUCAGUUUUGGUUCUUCUAGAAUCAAGUACCUUAAUGAGGACAUGAGUGUGCUGGCAAACACAAACAUGUCAUGAGAUGUGUGUAGCUAUUACACUAAGCAGUAUCUAUUUAUUCUAAUUUAAUAAUGAAAAGUUCACCUGAAGUAAAGUGGUAACUUCAGUAUUUGUUCUGAAGACAAACUUUUGCAAAACAAAGGUGUGAGUGACAAGAGAUAUCUCAGUCAGUUGGAGUGAACUUCUGUGCAUGGUGCAAAGGAUGCUGUUUCAAUUGUUUCUCAAGUACAUGAACACAGCAGUGAAAAUACAGAUAUGAUCUCUCAAAAAUAUGCUACUUCUACCUAGUAUCAAUCAUUUUAAUAACAUUUAAAUAUUCAACAAUGGCUGUAAAAAAAGAAGAGGAAUAUUUAUUGUAAAAGGGGGGAAGAGGAUAUUUACUCUUUUCUUUAGGCACCACCAUGAUACAAAAAUAUAAUUAAUUUAAAACAAAAUUAUUUUCAAUUUUGUUUCUGAACUGGUUAUUACUCACAUAAGUUCAAAAUCAUACAUAGAAAAUAACACAAUACACAGCUCUAGUUGAUUAUGUGAUUCUAUAUAGACUCCCAGUCCACACACCACUGGUAUUUUAGAGGAUAUCUGUAAUAACAAUAAGUAUGAAUGUUUUAUGCCUUUAAUAAAGUAAAUCAGUGUGGGAUAUUUUAUUUCAUUUCAAUAUACUGAAGUUGUAACAAUAAAUUAUAAAUAAAGUACAUGGCAAAAAUUA